AUGAAUAGAAGGCACCAGAACCACCUACCAUGACCAAGUGCGCUGUAAAUGUAGGACAGAAAUUCGAGUGGAAUACAAACGGAUCACCAAGCGACAUAUUCGAGGGAAAACCAUGUUUGGAUGUGCCUUAUCUGAUUCAAAUAUUUUUAAACAUGGUGCCACAUGCGAUCACAGGAACACGGGAAAACUAUUUUUCCUCCCAAAUAUCUCUUGCAUUUUGAAACGGAAAAGGAGAGUGCCAGUGAAAUACAUCCCUGUGGUAUCGUUUUUUCAUUAUCAAUGGUAGGCAUUGCAUAAUUCGCAGUUAUCUAUCGGAGCCAUUUGGUUGCUCCUCUUUGGGAAGAGGAGGACGCCAGAAAAAACGACUACAUCCACUGGCUGCCUUCUCGGUGGUGCCUGCAAUUGUUUGGCAAUGCCCUUUUCUCUCUUAGGAAGGACUUGCAGACAGUAGCGGGGGAACAAGCAGGGGAAGGAUGCAUUUAACGCUGGAUGUGUGCUGCAUUCAGGGAGAUUCGGCAGUAAUAGCGGCUCUGACAGAAACAGCGAGUGCGGAGGGCCUGGGAAGCACCCAGCCCCACUAUCUCCUCCUUUUCCUCCCCCCCUGCAGGACCAUGCUUGCGUGAGGGAUGAGGCUGUGCACAGGGACACCAGGCCAGAGCUGCGGCCUACUUCUCACAAGAGCCGGUCUCUCGACUGCAAGAUCUGUGAACACAUUGCCACCAUCAAAUCAGCAUCUUUGGGCAUCAGGUAGAUCCAGGAGCAUGAGCAGGACUUUGAGCUGCGGGAGCAGAUGUCUGGGUAUAAGCGCAUGCGGCGACAGCACCAGAAGCAGCUGAUCGCCCUGGAGAACAGGCUAAAGGCCGAGAUGGAUGAGCAUAGGCUCCGGCUGCAGAAGGAAUUAGAAACACAUGCAAACAACACUUACAUUGAGCUGGAAAGACUGGCCAAACGCCAUGCUGCUCAAACAGACAAAGAGAUUAAGUCAGUUGCAUCAGAAGAGAGGAGGAUCCAGCAACAGAUUGUUGCUCAGCAGAAGAAGGAGCUGACUACUUUCUUAGAAAACCAGAAAAAGGAAUACAGACUUUGCAAAGACAAGAUCAAGGAAGAGAUGAAUGAAGACCCUUGUACACCCAAGGAGGAAAAGCAGGAGCGUCUGUCUAGGCACAAAGAAACAAUACAGCGCUCUCAGGCUGAGGAGGAAGCUCAUCUUCUGGCCCAACAGAGGCUUGUCUACGACCGGAGCUGCAGGGCCCUCAAACGCCGGAGUCUCGUCAGGAAGCAUGAGUUUGAACAGGAGCAACUGAGAGAGGAGCUGAACAAAAAGAGAACCCAAAAGGAGAUGGAACAUGCCCUGAUGAUCCGGCAGGACGAGUCCACCCAGGACCUGGAGCGCAGGCAGCUGCAGAUGCUACAAAAGCUGCGCGUGGAACUCAUGCGGCUGCAGCACCAGACGGAGCUCGAAAACCAGGAAGAGUACAACGGCCGGCGGCAGAGAGAACUGCAUAGGAAACACAGUCUGGAGCAGCGGCAGCAGCCCAGAAACCUCAAGACCCUGGAGAUGCAGAUCAAGAAACAAUUCCAGGACACUUGCAAGGUGCAGAACAAGCAGUACAAAGCACUUAGGAACCAUCAGAUGGAGGUGUCUCCGAAAGGUGACCACAAGACCAUCCUGAAGGGCUUGAAAGAGGAGCAGACACGCAAGCUGGCUAUACUGGCCGAGCAGUACGAACAGAGCAUCAACGAGAUGAUGGCUUCACAAGCGAUGCGGUUAGAAGCGGAGCAGGAAACCGAGUGCCAAGCUCUGAAGCAGCAGCUGAAACAAGAGAUGGAGCUGCUGGAUGCCUACCAGAGAAAAACCAAGUCACAGAUGGAGACCCAACAUGAGCGAGAGCAGCAGAAACUUGAGCAGAAGGUCUCCAUACGGAGAGCGCACCUUGAACAGAAGAUUGAAGAGGAACUGGCUGCACUUCAGAAGGAGCGCACUGAAAGGAUCAAGCACUUGUUGGAACGCCAGGACAGAGAAAUUAAUGCUUUUGACACAGAAAGUAGAAGCCUCGGCUUUGGAAGCCUGGGAUCUCUGGACUUCCCCAAAGAAGACAACAGAUGAAAGUGGAUUUAUCUUUAGAGGACAACAUAUCCGUGCCCUUUUCACAUCCACUUGUUCGUUUGUCACGGCCACGGUGACAAAACUGGAUAACUUUCUCUAUUCCUUUUCUUCUCUCUUAGAUAUUGCAUCUUCAAAUCGAGAUGUUACGUGCAAUGAGAGCUUCUUUUGUGAAACUUUAAGGGGGAAAGUAAAACAAAAGAAUCGACGACGACAUGUCAAUAAAAGUCAAACCUAGUCAGUGUAACUCGAAAACCUGUGUGUUCAAAAAUAACAGACUCUUUCCUCCAUGCCAUUUCCUCCUUUUUGGUAUGAAUUGAAUAAAUCAGGAAAUUUUAGUAAAAUGGGCACUUUGAUAUGUUUAAGUAGAAACCCAUCAUGUUCAUAUGAUGCUUAAUGUGUGUGUUACAUGGAGGGACAUUGUGGAAUGUGAGCUGCGGACUCCCCCGUGGUGUUAAGCUGCUUUGUCUAAUUAUUAUUAUUAUUUUUUUAAACUAUGAGUUUGUUCUCUUUGUUUGUUUUAAUCUCUGAAUGUGAAUAUUACUGUAUGGGGUCACUGGAUAGUCAGACUUUGUUCACUUUAUUUUUUAUUUUUUUCAUUCGGUCAUACUUUCAUAUUGUGCUUAUGCAUACAGUAUACUGUGGUCCCUCACUUUUCUAGGCAACAGUCUUUUAUUUGAUAUGUAGAGAAUCAAUUGGCAUUAGCUCGAUCAACCCGUUAAUCACAUCACAACUCAAGAUCCCACUUGGUAAAACUGCUUAUUAUUGCAUGCACUUUAAGGACAAAUUCAGGUUGUGAAGUGAAGCAUGAAUCUGUCAGAGAUUUUAGCUGUUUGUAAAUAAAAGUGGUCAUAGCGUUUAGUUUUUUUUUUUUCUUUUUCUUUUUUCAGUUAUACAGACUAUGGAUACUGGACAUAAGCGCCAUAUUUGAUAUGAUAAUUUCACAAAUGCCUUUAUUUAAGUUGUGCCUGAAGCAGAUUUUAGUUACGUGUUUGUUAUAUCUAUAUUUUACCUACUGACGCCGGCACCAUUUUGUUUUGGGUUCAUCUAAACUUGUGAAUCAUUUAAUGUUCACUUAUCAAAAGUUCUUGUAAAGGAAAAUGGUGAGAAUUGUGCUGUAUAAUUUUUGAUAUGAAUAUUUGUACAUGAGAAUAUAGCUAGAAUAUACAGAGGCACUGGUCUAUUACUGAUAACAGAUCUUAAUGAUAAAGACUUUGCUUUGUGUUUGUUUUUUUCUUGUUUUUUUGUUUUUUGGUUUGUUUGUUUGUUUUAUAAUAGAGAAAUGGUCAUACAAUAGCUCAAUAUAUUGCUAUAUAAGUCAAAUCACUAGACUUUCAGAUUGUAUAAAUGCUGGUGAUUGCUAUUAUAAUAUCAAUGAUCUUUCGCGGGAUCAACGGUUCAACGAAAGCAAACACAACAACACAUAUGUGGGUCUGGAUUGCAUUUGAGUAAUUAGUGUCUAAUGAUAAGAUUUACAUAUUUUUCGCCAUGUUCAUUAUGGUCAUUGAACAGGUUGCACAAUUAUUCCAUUUCUACCGAAUGGAAAGAUAAUUGUUUGGUGCUUAAUUUCUAAUACCACCUUUAGCCUUGUAGUUUUUUGUCUUGGAAAGACGAUUGAUUUUUACAAAAUGUAAAACGAGAAGCAUUUUGAACCCCUCCCCCUCUCUGAGUCAAAACACAACUAAGUUUUUCAAACACUCACGACACAUUUAGAGUGCCCCAUGCAGUGAAAACCCUCUUAAAAAUGAAGUAUAUGUAUGGAAAAAUAAAUAAUAUUUUAUCAUGGGUCGGUUUUUUGAAACGCUGUUUAAUAUGGUGGUCUUGAAUGCAGCCCUGUUAUGUUUCUGACAGGUCAUUUCUUUGCCUUUUUUUCUCGUUUGUUUGUUUCUUUUCAUUUCAGAAACACAUAUUUCCUCACGGGGCUGAAAGGUGGAAGACGUCCCUUGAAUUCACAGUCUAUUUUAAACGGAGGAGUACAAUGACGUUCAGUUUGUGAAGGCAAUAGAACUCAAAACGCUCUUGUUUUACACGUCGACGCCUAAAUUCAGAAUUCGUUUCGACCGAACCGGGUGUGUUCUGAAGUUUGAAUGGCUCCGCCAGAUUUUUCAGCCUUUUACAUUCUCAUGAACUUUCUGAAAUUUGAUGAAAACGUUUCUCAUAUGCAGUACGGCCUUUUGUCUGGGUCACAUAAAACUGAAGCCUUCGCGGACGAGUGGUUCCAUAGCAAAAGUGACGCUGGGGUGCUUGAAUAGGUUUGCCUGAGAGCUUCAAAACAAGUACGAACUUUACAAUUUGUGUAACUUUUACGUUACUAGAAAGAUGUAUUUAGUUAGAAUAAAGGGGACUUUCCUAAAGAACUUUAUUCACCAUUUCCUGUGCAGUUCAAAGACAAAAUAAAAGAAGUUCUGUUGAAAAAAAA
Mugil cephalus (flathead mullet) is the source of this 4523-nucleotide messenger RNA. It is a transcript of the gene taok3b, whose product is annotated as TAO kinase 3b. Gene Ontology annotation, biological process: execution phase of apoptosis. The record is from RefSeq and is a predicted model, not a curated record. NCBI's taxonomy places the organism in Eukaryota, Metazoa, Chordata, Actinopteri, Mugiliformes, Mugilidae. The transcript is spliced from 8 exons. The coding region runs from base 791 to 2107 and encodes 438 amino acids.